Lingula anatina is the source of this 334-nucleotide messenger RNA. RefSeq names its product MAM domain-containing glycosylphosphatidylinositol anchor protein 1-like. Lineage: Eukaryota; Metazoa; Brachiopoda; Lingulata; Lingulida; Lingulidae. The record is from RefSeq and is a predicted model, not a curated record. Gene Ontology annotation, cellular component: membrane.
AAUUAUGGCCAACGCCUGGCACGAGUACAACCACCACAGACACUACAACCACUUCAACCACUACAACCACUUCAACCACUACAACCACUUCAACCAUAACGCCACAUACGCCAAGACCAGCCAGGUUCAGAUACAGCACAACACAGAGACCGAUUGGUUUGCAUGCAGAUCCUCUGAAAGAUCACAUUCCACUGAUCGCCGGGGCUGGAGCUGGAGGGUUUGUUGCCUUGGUUGUCACAACGCUUGCUAUCUUCUUCUUAAGAAGGCGACUUGUACGUGCUCCGGACAAUCCCGACUACAUGACACCAGGGAAACCAGACCUCAAUCGCUCUGA